This is a messenger RNA of Sparassis crispa, 2385 nucleotides long. RefSeq lists its product as hypothetical. The transcript has 6 exons. Gene Ontology annotation, cellular component: nucleus. The coding region runs from base 1 to 2385 and encodes 794 amino acids. Gene Ontology annotation, biological process: positive regulation of transcription by RNA polymerase II. NCBI's taxonomy places the organism in Eukaryota, Fungi, Basidiomycota, Agaricomycetes, Polyporales, Sparassidaceae. Gene Ontology annotation, molecular function: DNA-binding transcription factor activity, RNA polymerase II-specific; zinc ion binding; transcription cis-regulatory region binding. The record is from RefSeq and is a predicted model, not a curated record.
AUGCUCUGCGCACGCCCAGGCUUGCACCAACCCUCGGCGAGGUGGCACGGGCGGGAGAUGAUCAAAAAGCCGAGGGGUCGGGCGGUGAUUGGCUGGUGCGUGCCGGCCGAGGCGGUGAGACGGGAGUCGUCGGGGGACGCGGGGCGGGGUGAUCGGGGAGCUGGCGUUCGCACGGGUUCACCCCAGCGCCCUGGGGUACAUAUACGGCCACUCCCUCCUUCCACCGCCUCGUCCCGUCUACUCGACGUCGUCCUCUGCCUCUCCUCCUCACCGCCACCUUCUCCGUCCUCUAUGCCCGACCUUCCGUCGACUCCCCGCAAGUCCGUCUCCUCCACCUCCGCCCAGCUCAGAUCCUCCCAAAAGAAAUCCGGAGCGCCCAAGCCGAAAGGCGCCGUCCGCGCCAAGUCGGGCUGCUACACCUGUCGCAUCCGCAGAAAGAAAUGCGACGAACAACCGAACACUGAGGGCGCCUGCCAGACCUGCGUCCGUCUUCGCCUGCAGUGUCUCGGUUUCGGUGCAAAGCGUCCAGACUGGAUGAGAGAGAACAAUAGCGUCACCGAGCUCCGCGAGAAGAUCAAGACCUUCCUCGCCUCCCAGGGAAUGAUCAAGGGCCAUUCUGGCUCGGGCCCUCGCGCCUCUGAACAGGAGCCGCAGAUGCUCGUCCUCGUCGACAACCUGCGCGCAUCCCCCUCCAGCCCUCCCACUCCCACUCUGUCUGCAAGCUCCAGCGAUGGCCACCGGCCACACAACGGCCUCGCAACGUCCUUCGUUCGCGACGGCUCCCAUUACCCCCCAAUGCAGCCCGAGCCUCCAUACUCUGCCUCCAGCUGGCAACCCCAUAUUCCCGACAUGGGGCAUCAUGACCCGUCGAUGGCUCGGAGCACCACCAUGCUGCCGAACUUGUCCGACAUGUAUCCCACACCAUCCACUUCUAUGUUACCGUCUUCUACUAGUCUAGUGCCCUUGUCUUCCUCGUCGUCGUCCUGGCUCCCGGCGGGUGGUUCGUCUUCUGCGCAACACGCACAGCAACAAACUGUUUCAACAUACCUUUCCCCGGCAUCUUCGAGCACGCCCUUCUCAGCGUACUACAAUUUCACCUACGACGACGAAGACCUCAACGAUACCACCAGCCCGACGGGCCCUGUGAUACCCCCUACAUUGAAUGGCUAUGCCUUGCCCAUCGCCGCAGAACACUCUGAUAUGAUCCAGUACUACCUCCAAAAUGUGCUCCCCAUCCAGUAUCUGCUGGCGGAUUCGUCCAUCAGCGCCUUCAUGCUCAGGCUGCUCCAGGAGAGCUCGUCUGCGCGAGACGCCGCAUGCGCGCUCUCGUCGCUCCACCUGCAAUGCGUGCGCUUCCCCUCGCGCGCUCACUCCUCGGACGUAACGGCCAUCUUCCGGCGCAUCGAGAGCACCCUGUCCUCCAAGAGCCGGUACAACGAGGGCGACGCGAUGGCGGGGCUGCACAUCGUGUCGACGUUCCUCUUCACCGGCGGGCGGGGCGCGUGGAUGCCGUACCUCGACAUCGCGAGCCAGUUCGUGGACAGCGUGCUCACGAACCCGCGGUUCUACGGGCCAGAAGAGGUGCUCCGCCGCUGCUCCGAGUCGACGCGGUUCAUCAUCAAGACGACGAUGUGGUUCGACGUGCUGGCGAGCGUGACGACGCAGCAGGUCCCGCGCUUCCUCGCGACGUACCGCCAGCUCUUUGGCCGCAGCGGCGCGUACAUCGACGACCCGCUCGCGUCCGCGCCCGAGAUCUCGAUGCUGCCCGUCAUGGGCUGCGAGAACCACAUCGUGCUCGCGAUCGCGGAGAUAUCGAGCCUCGCGCACUGGAAGGAGAGCCACCGCGCGCGCGGCUGCCUCAGCGUCCCCCGCCUCGUCGAGCGCGGCGUCGACAUCGAGAACCGCUACCUCUCCGCGAGCGCAGGUGCGUACGCGCCGCCCGACCCGAGCUCGCUCGCCGCGGACCCCGACGUCGCCGCGCGCCGGCAGCUCACGAACGACAUCUUCCGCGCGUCCGCGCGCGUGUACCUGCACACCGUCCUCUCCGGCGACUUCCCGUCGUGCCCGGAGAUCAUCGCGGGCGUCGCGGAGACGAUCGAGUGCCUGCGCCGCGUGCCGACGCACCUGCCCGCGGUCUCGCGCGGCGUGGUGCGCAGCGUCGUGUUCGGGAUAUGCAUCUGCGGGUGCCUCACGGACGACCCGCGCCACCGCGCGUUCCUCCUCAAGAUGCUCGAGUCGCAGCAGGGCGAGUCCGUCGGGAACGUGUCCGAGGUGCGCAAGCUCAUGGAGGACGUGUGGGCCCGCCGCGAGCGCAACCAGGGAGGGCCCGUCAAUUGGCGCGACGUGAUGCGCGAGUCGCAGCGGGACCUGCUGCUGCUCGUCUAG